AUGUCUGCUCAACCAUAUGAACCGGAAUUCCAACAAGCUCACGACGAAGUCAUUGCUUCGUUGAGGGAGUCGACCUUAUUCGAGAAAUACCCUAAGUACGAAAAGGUCUUGCCAAUUGUUGCAGUUCCAGAGAGAAUUAUCCAAUUCAGAGUCGCUUGGGAAAAUGAUGCUGGCAAGCAGGAAGUAGCCACUGGUUUCAGAGUGCAGUACAACUCUGCCAAGGGGCCAUACAAAGGUGGUCUACGUUUCCACCCAACUGUCAAUUUGUCUAUCUUGAAAUUUUUGGGUUUUGAACAAAUCUUCAAGAACGCCUUGACCGGCCUAGACAUGGGUGGUGGUAAAGGUGGUCUUUGUGUGGACUUGAAAGGUAGAUCCGACAAUGAAAUCAGAAGAAUCUGCUACUCCUUCAUGAGGGAAUUGAGCAAGCACAUCGGCCAGGAUACAGAUGUCCCAGCCGGUGAUAUUGGUGUCGGUGGCCGUGAAAUCGGGUAUCUAUUUGGUGCUUACAGAUCUUACAAAAACUCCUGGGAAGGUGUUUUGACCGGUAAAGGUUUGAACUGGGGUGGUUCUUUGAUCAGACCAGAGGCUACUGGGUACGGUGUCAUCUACUUCACCCAAGCGAUGAUCGACUAUGCUACCAAGGGUAAGGAAUCUUUUGCUGGCAAGCGUGUUGCCAUCUCUGGUAGUGGUAACGUUGCCCAAUACGCCGCACUAAAAGUCAUCGAAUUAGGCGGUAAAGUCGUUUCCUUGUCCGACUCUAAGGGUUGUAUCAUCUCUGAAAGCGGCAUCACCUCUGAACAGGUUUCCGCAAUUUCCAAUGCCAAGAUCCACUUCAAGAGCUUGGAACAAAUUGUCUCAGAGUUCUCUGUUUUCACUGAAAACAAGGUUCAAUACAUUGCUGGUGCUCGUCCAUGGACCCACGCAGGAAAAGUAGACAUCGCUUUGCCAUGUGCCACCCAAAAUGAAGUUUCUGGCGAAGAAGCCAAAGCUUUGAUCGCUUCUGGUGUCAAAUUUGUCGCUGAAGGUUCUAAUAUGGGUUGUACCCCUGAAGCUAUCCACGCUUUCGAAAGUGUCCGUAUCACUGCCACUGGUAGUGAUGCUGUUUGGUACGUCGGUGGUAAGGCCAGUAACUUGGGUGGUGUCUUGGUUUCCGGCUUGGAAAUGGCCCAGAACUCCCAAAGAAUGACCUGGACAAGAGAAGCAGUCGACCAAGAAUUGAAGAGAGGUAUGAACAACUGUUUCAACGACUGUAUAAGCGCUGCUCAAGAAUACAGCAACGAGUCUAACAAGAACACCUUGCCUUCCCUGGUAAAGGGUGCUAACUUGGCAUCAUUCAUCAAGGUCGCUGAUGCUAUGUUCGACCAAGGUGACGUAUUUUAA
Molecule: messenger RNA, 1380 nt
Organism: Zygotorulaspora mrakii
Lineage: Eukaryota; Fungi; Ascomycota; Saccharomycetes; Saccharomycetales; Saccharomycetaceae
Exons: 1
Coding region: 1-1380 (459 amino acids)
Cellular component (GO): cytosol
Molecular function (GO): L-glutamate dehydrogenase (NADP+) activity
Source: RefSeq, a predicted model, not a curated record